Owenia fusiformis is the source of this 1336-nucleotide messenger RNA. The record is from the annotation of a GenBank genome assembly. NCBI's taxonomy places the organism in Eukaryota, Metazoa, Annelida, Polychaeta, Sabellida, Oweniidae.
AUGCAUUUUUGGUGUCGUUAUUCAGGUCCAUAUAUAAUAAAUGUGUAUGUACAUCUUCUAUGUCUUUAUCCAGGUCAGUUUGGCAGCUACCAGAUGCAAGAAGGGCUGGAUGACUCAUACUCCAUGCUAACUGGGGGCUCGAAGGGGACUCUCAGCAGUGGAAUAUUCAUAGAUGACCCAACGGAAUUCAAAUGCCAGCCAUGCCAUCAAGGGUUCCCCUCAAAGGCAUGCAAUGAGGCACACAAUAUGGUCGUACAUAACAAAUAUUGUGAUGUUUGUCAAGGUCGACUGGAUGACGUGCCACACUAUAAGUUGCUGCGACAUGGAUUAAAACACACCGGCCAGAAGCCACAUCAGUGUGAAUUUUGCUAUAAGUUAUUUGCUAAUACGUAUUCUCUAAAAUCUCAUCAGAAAAAGGACUUGAAAUGUGUGAUUUGUGACAGGAUCGUGUCAUACUCAAACAAAAGCAAGCAUGUUAAGCUACAUCGAUAGCCAAUCAGAAUAGACCAUAUUUUCUUGAUAUGCGUAAACAAAGACUUUUUGAUUAAUUCAAUGUCAAGUUUGCAAGACUUGACCUAUUAAUUAUAUAUUUUUGUAAUGGUUUCACGUUGUUGAUAAUUUUGAUAUAAUUGUUUUUUAUUGUCAGCAUGUAGAUUUACAAUUGCACAUGCAUAAUACAGAUUAUUUAUGUUUUGCAAUUUCUUAAACAUGUCAUGUAUUUUAAAAACAUGAAGAAUGUGAAGUGUAUGUAUUUAAAAUAUAUUCCUGGAAACAGCUCAUUCAAGGUUCCAUUCUCAUAAAGAUCAAGGUCAAUAUGUUUGUACGAGGAGUGAUCAAUAAGUAAUGGAUGUUUUUUCACACAGAUGCUUUUUAUACAAAAUAAUCAAAGAGAUUGGUCUAUAAAAAGCAUCCAUGUAAAAAAGUGGUCAUUGCUUAUUGAUCACCCCUCGUACAUAAUCAACUUACAUUUAAUUCAUUUUACCUUUAAAAAUAGCUGUACCAAUUAAAACCAUUCACUGAUAGUAUUUAAAAGUUGAACCUUUAAUUCAUCUUGAUUCACAAGAACACCUUGAAAAUUGAAGAUGCCUCUUAUUUGAAAAUCAUUAAACAUUUUUUUUCAAAGUUGUAAUUAUAAACAAAAGUAAAGUAAUGUAAACUUUUGAUGAUAUUUGAUUUAUUACUACUACUUGGUGUUAUUACAAUAAUUCUCUAAAGGGAUUAAUAACUGCCUUGACCAUAUACUAAUAUACAAUAUAUUAAUACUGAUAUACAUACAAUGUAUGUAAUUGUAGUGUCAUUUGAAUUUUUUGUGAAUAAAUUGUUUUGUGAACAUAAA